Molecule: messenger RNA, 1899 nt
Organism: Lecanosticta acicola
Lineage: Eukaryota; Fungi; Ascomycota; Dothideomycetes; Mycosphaerellales; Mycosphaerellaceae
Source: the annotation of a GenBank genome assembly
AUGCCCGCGCUUCGAUCGCUCCUCCUCCUCCUCGCCCUCUCCACCGUCUCGUUGGCAUGGCCGCAGCCGGAGACACAGCGGGAGGACAGCGAACCUGAGAGCGGCAUCGUUCCUCAGUGGGAAGAGGUCGUCAGAGCCCUGCCGGGAGAGUCGUUGGAACUGGCUCUGGAGGGCAAUCUGAAGCCGAAGUAUCGCGAGGGCGUCUUCGAGCAUGGACACGAGGCCAUCGAAGCCGUUCACGGCGACGAUCCCGGCCUUGCUGAAAAGCUCGUGGAGUUGGCUCGUCAAGAUGCGGACGCGAAGGACUACCUGCGCAAGCGUCAGAACGACAACACCACGACCUCGGCGGGCGUUUCGAGCACCGCUACUUCAACCAUCAGUAGCGACGCCCCGACCACGACGUCGACGACUCCGACGACGCAGUCCCAGGCGCCCACCACCACCACGACCUCCCCUACUACCCCAACAACGACCCAGCAGCCUUCGUCGACGCCCACUACCCAAGGUCAGUCUCCAAGUUCCACCCCGGGAAGCUCUUCGCCGUCGGGCAGUUCAACUCCUACUCCUACCACCAUCACCACCACUUCUUCCCCCGUGACGUCGCCGACAAGUUCUCCAGGUGAGAGCUCCCAGCCGCCGACCACAUCUUCUCCUGUGACGUCGCCCACAACUUCUCCAGGUGGGAGCUCUCAGUCGCCGACCACGUCUUCUCCUGUGACGUCGCCCACAACUUCUCCAGGUGAGAGCCCGACGCAGCCGACUACGUCUUCUCCUGCUCCUUCGCCAACGACGAGUUCUCCAGGUGAGAGCCCUCCCUCCUCUGGCGUUCCCGAAGCUAGCUCGACUGUCACUCGUGCUGGCACUACCGUUGAAACGCCCUCUCUGGUUGCAGUACCGGCCCCGGCGCCCUCGAGCACCAAUACGCCAAAUACCGUGACUACUCCUUCAUCGGAUGUUUCUCCUCCUGUUCCUUCUUCCUCCUCCUCCUCCUCAUCAUCAUCAUCAUCACCGUCGUCUUCGUCUUCGUCUUCUUCUCAAGAGCAGGGCUCACAAGUUACUUCUACAGCUACCACGGCUCCAACCACCACGACAAACAGUGAUAACGACAACAACAACGGACAGACGACAACCACAAAUCAGCGUGGCUCUUCAUCUUCACCCGCAAGCAAUCCUUCAGCGUCGAGCUCCGGCUCUGGCGGCGCCUCUGCUGGUGGCGGCAGCUCGGCGUCAGGAACCACUCAAACUGGCGUUCUGGUGCCGGUCCUAGUCACCACAACCGACUCAGCAGGCGGAACGACCGUGCGAACGACUGACGCAUUCGAGAACUCGGCGCAGACGAGCGUCGCAGUACCUGUCACCGUGGUCAACAGCCAAGGCCAGACCGUGACCACCACCUCCAUGGCUCCUGCAGCAGUCAUCACUUCUACAGAUAGCCGUGGCUCGGUCAGGACCACCACCUCGCCACUCACUAACGUGGCAGUCGCUCCAGGUGGAAGCAUUGUUAGCUCAGCGCCUUCGAUGUUCACGACCACAGACAGCGAUGGUCAGGAAGCGGUUCUUACGAACCCGACCCCUGGAGGCGUGUACACUGUGACCGAUGCACAGGGCAGGAUUGCCACUAUUACUUACACACCAGGCGGCGGCGGCGGCGUCGUCAGCCAGCUGCAAUUGGCUACCACAACUCUCGCCAACGGCCAGCGAUCUACCAUCACGUCCUUCGCAGUUGUUGGUGGCGCCGCGACAUCAAUUCCCGCCGGCACACAAUCCAGUGGCAGCGCGGCUUCCACCUCCGGAAAACCCGGACUGCAAUCCGGGGCAGCGACGUUUUCAAGCUGGUAUGCGGCCGAGGUCGCCAUGCUUGUUGGAGCCGCCAUCGGAGUUGCUGGAAUUGUAUUGUAA